Molecule: messenger RNA, 726 nt
Organism: Closterium sp. NIES-65
Lineage: Eukaryota; Viridiplantae; Streptophyta; Zygnematophyceae; Desmidiales; Closteriaceae
Source: the annotation of a GenBank genome assembly
AUGAAGCUGUCGAAACAGCCCCACGACGUCCUCUCCCCACGCCUCCCCCCCUCCCCCGUCUUCCCCGGCCCCUCCGCCUCCCUCUCCCCUCACCGUCCCCCACAUUCCGCCCGCCACCCCCCCGCGCGCACACCCCCGCCGGUAGGGGUCAAGGCGCGCGGGCAGCGGGCCGGCGUGGCACACAUACCGCGACGCGCAGGCGAUAGAUACACAUACCUCGACGCGCAGCUAAUAACCAUGGCCUCUCAGCCCCACGUGAGGUAUGCGCGUGUCCCUAAUUCAGACUCUGACGCUGCUCCCGACUUCGCCGCAAGCGCAUCCGCCGCUCCUCCGUCGACCGCAGGAAGAGCGCGAGGCUCCAACGAUGCGGAUAUCCGCUUCGCUGGUCCGGACAUCCACAGGCGCGUCCCGAAGCGGUCGGUGCUGCUCGCGCUGUUCCUGCUGUUCCUGGGGUGCGCGUCGCUAGCAACGUUCUACCUCAUGCAGACGGGGCAGGUGGAGGCUGGCGCGCAGCAGAAGUGGACGUGCCUCGCCAUCGCCUUGCUCACGCUUAUGCCCGCCUUGCUCACGCUCAUGCCCGGUGAGCCUUGCUCACGCUCAUGCCCGGUGAGCCUUUCUCACGCCUGUCCACCAUCCUCACCUCUCCGUCGCUCUCUCGCCGUCAACUUUCUCUCGCGACAACCUCCCACCACUACUAGUAUGGCAUGCCUCUCUCGCUUGGCCUAA